AUGGAGCAGCAAGAAAAUCACCUGGACAGAGAAAGAUUCUGCUGUUGGAUCUGUGUUGAUCUACUGAAGGAUCCGGUGACUACUGGCUGUGGACACAGCUACUGUAAGAGCUGUAUUAACACCCACUGGGACAAAGAGGAGGAGAGAGGAAGCUACAGCUGUCCUCAGUGUAGACAGACCUUCACACCGAGGCCUGUCCUGGAGACAAGCACCAUGUUAGCUGAUUCACUGGAGGAGCUGAAGAAGACUGGACUCCAAGCUGCUCCUGCUGAUCACUGCUAUGCUGGACCUGAAGAUGUGGCCUGUGAUUUCUGCACUGGGAGAAAACUGAAAGCUCUCAAGUCCUGUUUGAAUUGUUUUGCCUCUUAUUGUGAGAAACACCUCCAGUCUCAUCUUCAGUCAGCUGCAUUAAAGAAGCACAAGCUGGUGGAGCCCUCGGAGAAGCUCCAGGAGAACAUCUGCUCUCAUCAUGACGAGGUGAUGAAGAUGUUCUGCCGCACUGAUCAGCAGUGUAUCUGUUAUCUCUGCUCUGUGGAGGAACAUAAAGACCACGACACAGUGUCAGCUGCAGCAGAAAGGACUGAGAGGCAGAGAGAGCUCGGGCUGAGGAGACAAACAAUCCAGCAGAGAGUCCAGGACAGAGAGAAAGAUGUGAAGCUGCUUCAACAGGAGGUGGAGGCCGUCAAUGGCUCUGCUGAUAAAGCAGUGGAGGACAGUGAGGAGAUCUUCACUGAGAUGAUCCGUCUGCUGGAGGAAAGAAGCUCUGAUGUGGAGCAGCAGAUCAGAUCCCAGCAGGAAACUGAAGUGAGUCGAGUCAGAGAGCUUCAGGAGAGACUGGAGCAGGAGAUCACUGAGCUGAAGAGGAAAGACCAUGAACUGAAGCAGCUCUCAGACACAGAGGAUCACAACCAGCUUCUACACAACUACCCCUCACUGUCACCACUCAGUGAAUCUACACACUCAUCCAGCAUCAGGUUCCGUCCUCUGAGGAACUUUGAGGACGUGACAGCAGCUGUGUCACAGGUCAGAGGUCGACUAGAGGACAUUCUGAGUGAGACAGAGACAGAGAUUUUACAGAUUGUGUCUCAAGUGGAUGUUUUACUGCGACAGACCAGAGCUGACUUCUUAAGAUAUUCACAGGAAAUCACACUGGAUCCAAACACAGCACACAAAGAGCUGUUAUUAUCUGAGGGAAACAGAAAAGUAACAUGGAUGAGAGUAGAAAGACAGUCUUAUUCUGAUAACCCAGACAGAUUCACUUAUUGGCAUCAGGUCCUGAGUAGAGAGAGUCUGACUGGACGUUGUUACUGGGAGGUCGAGAUGGAGGAGUGUCUGGAGGGAGUUACUGUAGGAGUCGCAUACAAGACAAUGCACAGAAAAGGACGCUCAAGUGAAUUUGGAAGAAGUGAUAAAUCUUGGGCAGUACAUUGUGGUAAUAACAGAUAUAUCUUUGAAUAUAACAGAAUCAGAACUCGAGUGUCAGGUCCUGUGUCCCCCAGUAUAGGAGUGUACCUGGAUCACAGUGCAGGUGUUCUGUCCUUCUACAGAGUCUCUGACACCAUGACUCUCCUCCACAGAUACCAGACCACAUUCACUCAGCCUCUCUAUGCUGGAGUUUGUGCUCAUCUUGGAGCCACAGCUGAGUUCUGUAAACUCAAAUAG
Molecule: messenger RNA, 1662 nt
Organism: Limanda limanda (common dab)
Lineage: Eukaryota; Metazoa; Chordata; Actinopteri; Pleuronectiformes; Pleuronectidae
Product: tripartite motif-containing protein 16-like
Exons: 1
Coding region: 1-1662 (553 amino acids)
Molecular function (GO): zinc ion binding; protein binding
Source: RefSeq, a predicted model, not a curated record